Heterobilharzia americana is the source of this 2046-nucleotide messenger RNA. The record is from the annotation of a GenBank genome assembly. Lineage: Eukaryota; Metazoa; Platyhelminthes; Trematoda; Strigeidida; Schistosomatidae.
GGAUGUUGGAUGCUAGAGUGCCUAUGAUGCAAGUCAAUACUUCUUUCAGAGUUUUUAGCGCUUAUUAUGAAGGCAACAUAAAUUGUUGCAAUUGUUGGGAUGGUGGUCUUGCGUGAUUUGAGAUCAGAGUUUUAUGCCGAGGUUGUUGGAAAACGAGUCCUUGUAUUCGUUUGUCCUGAUGUAGACGGUUUGUGUACUUGGAGAAUUUUGAAGGAACUUUUGAAACAUAGAAAUGUACUGUAUACGCUUGUGGUUGUUAGAGAUAAAGCAGACCUAAAAGAGACUUACGCGAAGAAUCGUGACUUUUUCCAAGUAGUAGUAUUAAUAAAUUGCGGGGCUAAUUUCGAUAUUGUGGGUAACCUGGAUCCUCUAGAGCAGUGUAUAUUUUACGUAUGCGAUAGUCACCGUCCCAUCCAUAUCAACAAUUUUUACAAUCAGAGGCAGAUUAAACUCAUGUGUCUCAACGAAGAUACUACUUUAGUGCCUAGGUUUGAGGAUGUUUUUCAGGAUUUUUCGAGUGAUGAGUCUGAUGGGGAUUCUGAAGAGCAACAAGGCAGGAAGCUGCAACCUGAUGAUGUUGAGAAGAGGAUAGAGAAAAGAAGGUGGAACAGGCGGAGACAAGAACUUCUGAUGGACUAUGAAAGUUUUUCCUACUAUACUGUUGCAUCAUCUGUUGUCAUGUUUGAUUUGGCUUGGAAGCUGUCUCAAGAAAACAACUGUCUUCUAUGGUAUGGAAUAGUUGGUCAAACUUCUCAACUUAUAACUCAUGCUAUAAAUCGUGAACAUUAUAUUGACCAACUAGACUAUCUCCAAAGUCAUAUGAGUCGUUUGAGUCAUGUUGGCCAGAUUCAUUCCGGAACAAGUACUAAUGAUGAAAACAAAGCUAGAAUUGAAAUUAUGUUUGAAGAUGAAUUAUCCUUAUGGCUCUAUAGACACUGGAGCUUAAAGGAGGCUAUGGAAACCAGUAUGGUUACAGCAUCCAAAUUUAAACUUUUUACUGAAGGGGGACAACGACGUAUGUAUGAAUUCCUUGUGCAAUUGGGACUUCCAAGACGCGAAUGUGCGCAGUUGUAUUCCUCUAUGAGUAGUAGUUUACGUGAUACUUUAAAUGCGCAGUUUUUACAGUAUGGUGAAAAAUAUGGCCUUUCACGAACAGACUUAUUCCUCCCGUCAUUCAUUGUUCAUUUGGGAUACCGAACACCUAUGUCUGCGGUUGAUGCUGUAUUUCUAACUAUAUCUGCCUUAGAGUGUUAUAACAGUGGUUGUCCGAUAGAAAACUUUCAAUCAGCGUUGGAUGCAGUAGCAUGUUGGAAUUCACCGUCGCUCGAUCAAGAAAUUCACCAGGCAGAAAUUCAUCUCCAGAGUUUAGCUAAUCAAGUCCGAAGUCUUUUAGAUACAGAUGAUGUGGUUGCAUUUGGGCCUUUUUUAUAUGUAUAUAUUAGAAAGAGCUCUCUGGUUACGCAUGCACUGAGAAAUAGUCAAUCCUUGGCAAUUUUGUCGAAAUACAUUCUUAUGGCCAAAGCAUCAAUGAGAGCAAAAUUGGGUCAUGGGAGGAGAGUUGUUCAAAUGCCUUUAAUUGUCUGUGUAGACAGUAAAACAGAUGAAAAUUAUAUUUCCCUUUUGGGAAUUCCUCCAAUUCACGGAGAUGAUGAUCGAAAUUUAUUCGGCCAAGCUUUUGAAGCUGCUAUAAGUCGUACUAAAGCACGUGCUGAAUUUAAAUACUUCAGUACUAACUGUAUUGAGCUUCAUAAAGAAGAUAUGUUGAAGCUUUUCGAAGCACUUUCCACUCUCCUGACUUAAUUUUCUCGUACUUUACUGGCAAUAAAUCCUUAAUUUUCCCAAUAAGUGUUUUCUGUACAUAUGUAUUAAAUGUAACUUCCCGUUUUCCCGUCUCUCCUGUUAUCUACCUCACUUAGUGAACUACUCAAGGUUUUGUAUGUUUCUUAUCAUAUUUUACUUAGCAUUCUCCACUGUAAUGUACAUAUUUAUUCAGUGUUUUCACUAACAGAUUAUGUAACUAAUACAAAUUACUGAGUACAUCUUAUU